This is a messenger RNA of Syzygium oleosum, 495 nucleotides long. RefSeq lists its product as uncharacterized. The transcript has a single exon. Bases 1 to 495 code for a protein of 164 amino acids. NCBI's taxonomy places the organism in Eukaryota, Viridiplantae, Streptophyta, Magnoliopsida, Myrtales, Myrtaceae. The record is from RefSeq and is a predicted model, not a curated record.
AUGCUGAGGGCCAGGAGCAGCAGCAACGUCGAGAUAAUCUGGCACACGCUGUGGGGCUACUUCAGCCAGAGGACCGGCCUCUUGGUCCAGUUGGAAGACUCUCACCUCUUAAGGAUCAAGUCGUUGAGCUCCGAGAGUGUCUUUUGGGAGAUGACCAUGGAGUCUCCAAUCCAGGACUACCGGACCAUUGACAGUAUAAACAUCGCUCACGCCUCGGUGUCCUUGUUUAGGUUCGGUGAGAACUCGGAGAGCCAUUCCAGGAUGCGGAUGGAAGAGGUCCGGGCCAUCGAGGAGGUGGACUUCAACAUCAAGGGGUUGUUGAUGGACUGUUUCUUGCCUCCGGCUGAUCUGAAGAAGGAGGAGGACGCGUGCAUGGUCGUGCCGAGCUAUGCCCAAGUCCCGUUCAAUGUUUGGUCGAGCUCUAUGAAGAUGAGCGCUUCGAAAGUCGUCGCUUUGGACAUAAUCGAACGAGUCAUACAAUAUCGAAGGAGAUGA